AUGGAGCCAGCCCGCCCGGUCCCCGGCCGCCUCAGGCCGCUUCUCUGCCUGCUGCUUGCCGCGUCCAGCGCCUGGACAGGAGCGGCAGGUGAGGGGGAGCUGCAGGUGAUUCAGCCUGAGAGGUCAGUGUCAGUUGCAGCAGGAGAGACGGCCACUCUGCACUGCACCCUAACCUCCCUGAGGCCCGUGGGGCCUAUCAAGUGGUUCAGGGGAACUGGGCCAGGCCGGGAGUUGAUCUACAGUCAAAAAGAAGCUCCCUUCCCCAGAGUUACAAAUGUUUCAGAUGCCACAAAAAGAAACAACAUGGACUUUUCCAUCCGCAUCAGUAACAUCACCCCAGCAGACACUGGUGUCUACUACUGUGUGAAGUUCGGGAAAGGAGAACAUGGUGACGUGGAGUUUAAGUCUGGACCAGGCACUCAUCUCACUGUGAGUGCCAAGCCCUCUCCGCCCAUGGUAUCCGGCCCUACAGUGAGGGCUACACCUGAGCAGACAGUGAGCUUCACCUGCACAUCCCACGGCUUCUCCCCCAGAAACAUCUCCCUGAAAUGGUUCAAAAAUGGCAAUGAGCUCUCAGCCUCCCAGACCAGCGUGGACCCACAGAAAGACAACGCUUCCUACAGCAUCAACAGCACAACUAAAGUGCUGCUGGCCCCAGGGGACGUUCACUCCCAGGUCAUCUGCGAGGUGGCCCACGUCACCCUGCAGGGGGGCCCUCCUCUCCGUGGGACUGCCAACUUGUCUGAGACCAUCCGAGUUCCACCCACCCUGGAGAUUACCGGAUACCCCCCAGCGGGGAACCAGGUGAACGUCACCUGUCAGGUGAACAAGUUCUACCCCCAGCGCCUACAGCUGACCUGGUUGGAGAACGGAAACGUGUCCCGAACAGAAGCGGCCUCGACCCUCGUAGAGAACAAGGAUGGGACCUUUAACCAUACAAGCUGGUUCCUGGUAAACUCCUCUGCCCACAGGGAGGCUGUGGUGCUCACCUGCCAGGUGGAGCAUGACGGGCAGCCGGCGGUCUCCAAAAACCAUACCCUGGAGGUCUCUGCUCCCCAGAAGGACCAGGACACAGGUCAAACCCCUGGUCCGAAUGGCAACAGCUGGAACGGCGUCUUCAUCGUGGUGGGCGUGGUGUGCGCCUUGCUGGUGGCCCUGCUGAUCGUAGCCCUCUGCCUCCUCCGAAUCAGACAGAAGAAAGCCAAGGGCUCCACUUCUUCUACAAGGCUGCAUGAGCCCGAGAAGAACACCAGAGAAACAACUCAGAUCCAAGACAACAAUGACAUCACAUAUGCAGACCUGAACUUGCCCAAGGGGAAGAAGUCAACCCCCAAGGCCAAUGAACCGAACAACCACACAGAGUAUGCCAGCAUUCAGGCCCGCCCGCCACCCGUAUCUGAGGACACCCUCACCUACGCUGACCUGGACAUGGUCCACCUCAACCGGACCCCCAAGCAACCGGCCCCCAAGCCUGAGCCAUCCUACUCGGAGUAUGCCAGUGUUCAGGUCCAGAGGAAGUGA
Molecule: messenger RNA, 1521 nt
Organism: Rangifer tarandus platyrhynchus (Svalbard reindeer)
Lineage: Eukaryota; Metazoa; Chordata; Mammalia; Artiodactyla; Cervidae
Source: the annotation of a GenBank genome assembly